Messenger RNA from Amborella trichopoda, 2102 nucleotides. Its product is annotated as UDP-N-acetylglucosamine diphosphorylase 1. Gene Ontology annotation, molecular function: UDP-N-acetylglucosamine diphosphorylase activity. Lineage: Eukaryota; Viridiplantae; Streptophyta; Magnoliopsida; Amborellales; Amborellaceae. Gene Ontology annotation, biological process: UDP-N-acetylglucosamine biosynthetic process. The record is from RefSeq and is a predicted model, not a curated record.
CUUCCUUGGCGUAUUGGAAUCAAAAUCCUGCUCCUCUCCACAAUUUCACAAGCAUAGGUGUUCUCUCUCUCUCUCUCUCUCUCCCUCUCCCUCUCCCUCUAGUUGUCUCUCCCUCAAUAGUCUUUCUCUCACUAGAAGGUUUCUCUCUGCAAUGGUGUUUUGCUCUCUCUCUCUCCCUCCCUCUGUAGUGUUUCUCUCUCUAGAAGGUUUUUCUCCGUAGUGGUUUCUUCCUCUCUCUCUCUCUCUCUCUCUCUCUCUCUUUCUCUGUGUUUUGGAAUGGUUACGAAGGAAUCAGGGUUUCAAGCCAUGGCUGGGCCGCCGCAGCCUCUCCUUGAAAGGCUCAAGGAUUAUGGGCAGGAAGACGCUUUUGCCCUCUGGGACGAGCUUUCUCCCUCGGAACGAGAAAUUCUCGUCAAGGACAUUGAGAGCUUGGAUCUCCCAAGGCUUGAUAGGAUCCUUCGCUGCUCUCUUCGAUCUCAAGGGCUUCCUACACCUGCCAUAGAGCCUGUGUCAGAGGCUAAUGUUUCAACCAUCGAAGAAAGGACAAUGGAGGAGAGAGAAAGGUGGUGGAAGAUGGGUUUGAAGGCUAUCUCAGAGGGGAAAUUGGCUGUGCUUCUUUUGUCUGGAGGCCAGGGUACAAGGCUGGGAAGUUCAGAUCCUAAGGGAUGCUUUAAUAUUGGACUUCCAUCAGGGAAAUCAUUGUUUCAACUUCAGGCUGAGAGAAUUUUGUGUGUUCAGAAACUUGCAGCUCAGUCUGUUGCUGAUGGCGCAGGUGGUUUUGUUCCAAUACAUUGGUACAUAAUGACAAGUCCAUUUACUGAUGAAGCAACACGCAAAUUUUUUGAAAGUCAUAAAUACUUUGGUUUAGAAGCAGAUCAAGUAACAUUCUUCCAACAAGGGACUCUACCUUGUGUCUCAAAGGAUGGCAGGCUUAUUAUGGAAACUCCUUUCAGUGUGGCCAAGGCUCCAGAUGGAAAUGGAGGCGUUUAUUCUGCUUUGAAAUCUUCGAAGUUAUUGGAAGAAAUGGCAAUGAGAGGGGUGAGAUAUGUGGAUUGCUACGGUGUUGACAAUGCACUGGUACGCGUUGCAGAUCCAACCUUUUUAGGGUAUUUCAUAGAUAAAGGCAUAACAGCAGCAGCGAAAGUUGUCCGCAAGGCUUAUCCACAAGAAAAGGUUGGCGUGUUUGUUCAGCGGGGCAAAGGUGGGCCUCUAUCAGUUGUUGAAUACAGUGAACUAGACCAAUCAAUGGCUUGUGCUAUCAAUCAGGGGACUGGACGACUUCGUUUUUGUUGGAGUAAUGUGUGCCUGCAUAUGUUUACUCUGGACUUUUUGAACCAAGUUGCAAAUGGACUAGAAAAGGACAGCAUUUAUCACCUGGCUGAGAAGAAAAUCCCUUCAAUUCAUGGACAUACCACUGGCUUAAAGUUAGAACAGUUCAUAUUUGAUGCAUUUGCUUAUUCUCCUUCAACUGCCCUCUUUGAGGCUGUACGUGAAGAGGAGUUUGCGCCAGUUAAGAAUGCUAAUGGAUCGAGUUAUGACACUCCAGAUAGCGCUCGACUGCUUGUCCUACGUCUACACACACGAUGGGUUGUUGCUGCUGGCGGAUUUCUGACACAUUCUGUGCCCCUAUAUGCAACUGGAGUGGAAAUUUCGCCUCUUCUUUCAUAUGCUGGAGAAAAUCUCGAAGCGAUAUGUCGGGCAAGAACAUUUCAUGCACCAUGUGAAAUUACAUAUUGAGCUUGGCAGUUCCAUUUUCUGCCGCUCCUCAUUUAUCACCAUAUGAAGCCUUGCAGGAUGGGAAAGCGAUUUCUUCUGAGUUCUAGUCUUCACUGAUACCAUGAUGGAUAUAUCACACAUUGAGCGCAUAUGUUUGCAGACCUUUUCCCCUUCCUUCCAGCAUAUCCCGCACUCUGCCUCCGCCCCUUUCCAAUGUAGGAAUCAACUUUUAUCUGCAGUUUCCUUAUACAUGCAGCUUUAUAUAUAUUUGUUGCAGUUUCUUCCCUUUUUCGAUAUUGGCAAAUGUAAGUGCCUUGUGGAUUCCACCGUCAUCAGCUUUAUGUUUUUUGUCUUUAUAUAAUGCAUCUAGAGGAUGUCUGCGUGAA